AGUUGGGAAACUGUAGUUUACCAUUCAGCAGCAGUUUAUCUUCUUUUUAUCUUACCGGUUCAGAAGUUUAUCUUGGCGAGAUGGACCCGCAUGGGCCUGGAGGAGGACCGGGUUGGGGAGGCCCUGCAGGGUGGGGCCCAGGAGGGUGGGGUCCGGUUCCACCUGGUGGGCCUGGGUUUCCUGGUGGCCCUGGCCCUGGUUUCUGGGGGCCUGAGUUCGGUGGAUUCUUUGGAUCCUGCUUCUACCUCCUGUGCUGCUGCUGCCUGCUCCAAGAUUGCUGCGGUCCUCUGUUCGGACACCCGGGCCCUGGCGGUCCGUCGCCUCCUUUCUAGCCUGUGGAGCUGCGGGUCAUAUCCACCACAAGAAACAAUGCACUUGAGAACAAUUUCUAGACUAUGUAUCCGCGGAAACGCAGUUGUGUGAAGAUAUUGAAUCUUGGGAGUUCCCCUUGCUACUAUGUAAAUACUACUGAAAAGCAUACUCAUUGUCUUAGUAGUAUCUAUCCUGGAGAUCAUUAUUUCAGUCCUAGUUUUCAUAUCCUCAUGAGCUACAAUGUAUGAAUUGGAUCAAGUAUGAACAUGCUGAUUUCUUCUUUU
Messenger RNA from Aegilops tauschii subsp. strangulata, 596 nucleotides. The record is from RefSeq and is a predicted model, not a curated record. Lineage: Eukaryota; Viridiplantae; Streptophyta; Magnoliopsida; Poales; Poaceae.